AUGGUUUACCUUCAACCAACUGAUGUCAACCACUGUUCCUGUGGUAUCGAAGCGGGCUCGGGUACUGGAUUGGAAAAGUACUUGGGGCAGGGUUUGCAAGUACUUGGGGUUCAGGGAACGGGUAAAACGCCUGCCUUCAUUGACGCCUCAUCGAGCGAGGCAAUUUGGUUAAUUUAUCAGUUCGGCAUGGCAACCACUCGAAACCGGCUUCAAUCCACCAAUGUCCACUGCAAAUAUUAUUUGUAA
Anisakis simplex (herring worm) is the source of this 246-nucleotide messenger RNA. The record is from the annotation of a GenBank genome assembly. NCBI's taxonomy places the organism in Eukaryota, Metazoa, Nematoda, Chromadorea, Rhabditida, Anisakidae.